CUAACAAAACAAACAUAUUUUAUUCGAAAAAUACGAAAGAUGCUGAAAAAUUGUUAGUGGGGCUGCUUGAUUUUCACACAAAUACAUAUUUCAAUAAAUAAAAAAAAAGUCUGCUCGGUUUAAAUAGCACAUGACCCCGCAAGUCAACAAGAUCCAUUUUGCUUCCUGAAAGCUUCGAAUUAUGUCUCCGUUUUGAACUGGGGAUUGAGAUGAUGAUUUAUGGGUAGCAAAAGCUUGAAGGUUGGUGGAAAAGCUAAUACUAGUGUUGGUGCUUCGAUGCCUAGCUUUGUUUCUCAGAUACCCAUCUCCAAUUCAAAUGGUGUAGAGAGUAACGCUGGUCAAUCCUCCCGAGUUUCUAAUUUCGGGUCGCCCGAACAGUCGCUUGGAUUUCGUGGAGUUUAUAACUCCACAGCUUUGAUCAAUCAAUCUGUGCACCCUGAUCUCCAGUUUGGUACAUAUGAUAAGAUGUUACAAGGGCAAAAUAGUAAUCGUGAGGCCUGGUUAGAAUCUAAUAUUAUGGGAGAUGGAAGCCCACACACAGAUACUUCCACUGAAAUGGACCCUGAUGACAACAAUCAAAGCUUUGAUAUUGUUCCAUCUAAUCCGUUUAUGGCUUCUGGUUCUAGUGACAAACAAAAAGAAAAAUUUCCAGAACAAAAGACAUUAAGGCGAUUAGCUCAGAAUCGUGAGGCAGCCAGAAAGAGUAGGUUGAGGAAAAAGGCAUAUGUGCAACAAUUGGAAAAUAGUCGAUUGAAGCUAACUCAACUAGAGCAGGAGGUCCAACGAGCUCGAAAGCAGGGUGUUGUGAUUUCUAAUUCAAGUGAUCAAACGCAACCAAAUGGUGGGUCAUUGGCAUUUGUAGCAGAAUAUUCUCGGUGGUUGGAAGAGCAAAGCAAACACAUAAGUGAGCUGAGGACAGCUGUCACUUCACAUAGAAGUGACAAUGAGCUUCGUUCUUUAGUAGAAAAUGCCACCUCACAUUUCAAUGAACGUUGUUUCCUAUGGAUCGGUGGCUUCCGUUCAUCCGAAUUACUCAAGCUACUUGUGAGCCACUUGGAGCCACUAACAGAACAACAACUAGCAAGCAUUGAUCAUUUACAACAAACAUCACUUCAAGCAGAAGAAGCUCUAUCACAAGGAAUGGAUGCAUUGCAACAAUCUCUAGCCCAAACAUUGGCUAGUGAUGCACCCGUUGUGCCAGCUGGAUCUUCGGGUAUGGCUAACUACAUGGGUCAAAUGGCCAUGGCUAUGGGAAAACUCGGUUCUCUUGAAAAUUUUCUCCGCCAGGCGGAUCAUUUGAGGGAAAAGACGUUGCAACAAAUGCAUACGAUACUAACAACUCGGCAAUCAGCACGUGCACUGCUUGCAAUUAAUGAUUACUUUUCUCGGCUUCGUGCUCUUAGUACGCUUUGGCUUGCUCGCCCACAAGAGUCAUAUUUCUCUUCCUCGAGACCAUUUGGUCGGACUAAUCGUCGCCUCGCCUCUAUCAUCCGUCGGACCUCUGCUCUGCUCGCCCCAUCGUCGUAUCAGAGGUGUAAGUAAGGUUGAAGAUAGAUAGAUAGAUAAAGAUGCCACAUAAAACACGUCCUAUGGCAGCACUUUUGCUAUUUACUGGACUGAAUGUCGUUUUGGUGUCAACAAUCACUCCUGUCUAUGAUUUUGUCUGCUUUCUCCCUUAUUGGGAACGAAGGAGAGAACUUAGGCGUCAGGAGCGUGAAGCUACUCUAGCAAACAGUUCAACAUCAGGAUGAACUUCCAUGGAGGGUUAAAUUUAUAUAGAAAAUAAGAAAAUCAUUCUUAUUGUUAGAGGGUAUUUGUUUUGUUUAUUCACCUUUGAAUUCAUAAAAUUUGAUUCACACAUUUAUGAUCCGUGGUUGUAGGAUAUAUCGCAUGCCAUUUCACCUAUGGUUAACAAAAAAAUAAAAAAAGAAACAUGAAGUGUUGAGAUGAGAAAAGACAGGGGUAGGGGAAUUGAAAUUUUGUUUUUAUGUUAAAGUAGGUAGUGUUGCUAUCAACAAUUUUGCAUAUCAUGUGUGAGUAGGGUAGAUAAUUAGAUAGUAGUUGUGUUGUCUAUUUUGUUUUCCUAUCAAGUGAAUGUGGCUCACAUGGCUUCUUUACUUCAUUCUUCAUAUAUAGAAUGACAAUCCUCACAACUUCAUGAAAAGAGGUUUGUUUCAUUUUUGGUGGCUAUUUAUGAGAUGAACCUCACUGCAUCUUCUUAUUUUGUUAGUGUUAGUGUUGGUUCCCGAAAUAUCAUCCCUCUUUCAUAACUCUUGGUGUGAAUCAUAAAGUUGAAAAUAGACAAUUGGUUAC
Lactuca saligna is the source of this 2313-nucleotide messenger RNA. Lineage: Eukaryota; Viridiplantae; Streptophyta; Magnoliopsida; Asterales; Asteraceae. The record is from the annotation of a GenBank genome assembly.